Cylicostephanus goldi is the source of this 942-nucleotide messenger RNA. The record is from the annotation of a GenBank genome assembly. NCBI's taxonomy places the organism in Eukaryota, Metazoa, Nematoda, Chromadorea, Rhabditida, Strongylidae.
UAUAGCAGCGUGUGGAUCAACAUCGUGUCAGGAACAAUCACAUGGUUGGCGUGGUUUGGUGUGAAUCAGUUGGCAAUGCAACGUUAUGCGAGUCUACCCAGAUUAGAGCAAGCUCAGGUACGUCACUGCCCUGAGAAGCAAAUCUUAUUUGCCCGUAACAUCCACUUGCAAAUCAUCUAUUGGACUCUUGCUCCCUUCACUAUUCUCUGCUCUGCAGUCGCUUUCAUUGGGUUCAUUGCACUGGCUUAUUUUUACAAUUGCAACCCUAUUGAGACUGGUCAAAUCACAGAAACCGAUCACCUAACUAUCAUAUUUGCCAGAGAUGUUCUGCAGCCAACCCCGGGUCUUUUUGGACUGUAUAUCUCCUGCAUAAUGUCUGCGACUCUUUCGACCUUGUCCAGUGGAAUGAAUAGCAUGGCAGCGGCAGUAUAUGAAGAUUUCAUAAAAAGUUCAAUGGACGGCCGAAUCACUGACCAUCAAGCCACGCUUGUAAAUAAGGUUGCCUGCUUGAGCCUGCAUUUUUCGGCAAAAUUCAUAGCAAUUGUUGUCAUCGGAGGAGUUGUAUCCACAGCGCUAGCAUUUUCCGCGGAGUCACUAGGUGGAAUACUUAGGGUAACCAUAUCUGUCAUGGGUGCUAUAUCAGGACCAAUGGUAGCUAUUUUUGUGCUGGCCAUGUUCUUCCCUAAAACAGGCUUUUGGAGUUGUUUGAUCUCCUUUAUUGUCUCCAACAUUAUAAUGGUUGCAAUAUGUAUGGCUAAUUAUAUUGAAGACCCCUAUGGUGACCUCUUUCUACCAACAAACUCCAGCAUAACUGGAUGCCAAUCACGUAAUUUUACCGUAAGACAAUUACCUCCAUAUGAUGCUCACUAUGGAAAUCAGGAAACGAUGUACAUAUCGAGGUUUGCAGGCGUUCACUCUGAAAAAGUUGGAAGUAUAUUAUGA